AUGAGUUCCGUUUUAAAACAACGGUAUAAUCAAAAUAAAAAACCUAACGAAACCUUUGACGAAUUCAAAGAACGUUGGUAUAAAGAAAAUUAUUCAACCAAUUUUCCAAAAUCGCCGCAAGAAAAUGAAAGUCCAAAUCAACAAAAUACCUCUAUCGCUCUUAUCUCAACUACAGACGAAUACAUAGACGCACCUACAUCACCAACUACAAUUAUCACAAAUAAUCCUGAAUUCGCUUAUCUAAGUUCUUUAAAUAACUUUCACUUAGAAGGCCAACAAGACGAAUUAGUAGAAUAUGCCAAA
Racocetra fulgida is the source of this 303-nucleotide messenger RNA. The record is from the annotation of a GenBank genome assembly. NCBI's taxonomy places the organism in Eukaryota, Fungi, Glomeromycota, Glomeromycetes, Diversisporales, Gigasporaceae.